AUGGACCAUGUGCAGUUUAUCGCUGCUGCUCGCAGUCGUGCAUUUUUUGCUAGCAGAGGUGCUCAAUACACUGCUGUAUCAUUAUCGAAAGGAUGGAAAGUCGCCGACACACAUAUCAGACGUGCACAGUUCCAUUCCAAGACCGUAAAGGUCCCACAGAUGGCCGAGUCCAUCUCCGAGGGUACACUCCGAUCAUGGUCAAAACAGGUUGGGGACACCGUCGAGGCUGAUGAGGAGGUUGCAACCAUUGAGACGGAUAAGAUUGACGUCAGUGUCAAUGCGCCUGCAGCAGGGAGGAUUGUAGAGUUGCUUGCAAAGGAGGAAGACACUGUCAGCGUUGGCCAGGACCUCUUCAUAAUUAAACCUGGCGAAGGCGGUGAGGAGGUGAAGAAGCAGGAUUCAAAGCCAAAAGAGGACAAGUCUAAAGCACCCCCUCCUGCCUCAAAGACCCCCGGCAAUCGGGGCGAGACAAGAGUUAAGAUGAACCGUAUGCGCCUGCGCAUUGCCGAGCGUUUGAAGGAAUCGCAAAACGCUGCCGCUUCGCUCACGACUUUCAAUGAGAUUGACAUGUCCUCUCUCAUGGAGAUGCGGAAGAAGUACAAAGACGAAGUGCUCAAAGAACAUGACGUCAAGCUCGGCUUCAUGAGCGCGUUCGCUCGUGCGUGUACUCUGGCACUGAAGGAGAUUCCUGCUGCAAAUGCAUCCAUCGAGGGUGACGAGAUUGUCUACCAUGAUUUCGUUGACCUGAGCGUCGCUGUCGCGACACCCAAGGGCUUGGUUACCCCAGUAGUGAGGAAUGUUGAGGACAUGGGCUUUGUUGAGAUCGAGAAGGAGAUUGCUGCUCUCGGAAACAAGGCUAGGGAUGGUAAAUUGAGUCUCGAGGACAUGGCAGGAGGCACCUUCACCAUUUCCAAUGGUGGUGUGUUUGGCUCAUUGUACGGAACGCCCAUCAUCAACCUACCACAGUCUGCUGUGCUCGGCAUGCACGCAAUCAAGGACAAACCUGUCGUUGUAAACGGCCAGAUCGUCAUCCGCCCCAUCAUGGUCGUCGCCCUCACUUAUGACCACAGACUACUCGAUGGCCGGGAGGCAGUCACCUUCCUAGUGAAGGUCCGCGACUACAUCGAGGACCCUCGGAAAAUGCUUCUUGCAUCGAGCUGAGCUUCCUUGGCGAUUAUUUCAUGUUCUUAUUUAUUCCAUCCGUGAUGUACUACAUUGAACACCAGGCCAUAAUUGGACUCCUUCGUCCACAAGGGAUCACUAAUAUUCCAGCCUCCGGAUGAGGCUCUGAUAAUUCGCAGAAACUUAACGAGUUAUGUGCCUUUGUUUAUUGAUUCCCCUACACUGUUAUAUUCGCUUGUAUUUAUUGUCAACGUUGUUAACCAUAACACAGCAAAUACUUGAUCACGGAGCUUGCAUGAAGCAAACUGUCCCAGUCUCAGACAGUUCUGUUCGGCCUAAAUUUGAGCGGCAGGUGUAGUUUUGAUGGGCUAGGGGUGUCCGAUUCGAGCUGGCUAUC
Molecule: messenger RNA, 1519 nt
Organism: Suillus subaureus
Lineage: Eukaryota; Fungi; Basidiomycota; Agaricomycetes; Boletales; Suillaceae
Product: dihydrolipoamide succinyltransferase
Exons: 11
Coding region: 1-1161 (386 amino acids)
Biological process (GO): tricarboxylic acid cycle
Cellular component (GO): oxoglutarate dehydrogenase complex
Molecular function (GO): dihydrolipoyllysine-residue succinyltransferase activity
Source: RefSeq, a predicted model, not a curated record